Messenger RNA from Spirodela intermedia, 18374 nucleotides. The record is from the annotation of a GenBank genome assembly. NCBI's taxonomy places the organism in Eukaryota, Viridiplantae, Streptophyta, Magnoliopsida, Alismatales, Araceae.
AUGCUGCGGGCGGGGACGACAGGAGCUUCAGCUGCGGCUCUGGAGAGCAGGCAUACGACCUGCCCGUCACCUGCUACCUUCGCCGUCGACUCUAUCCUCGCGUUCGUCGACGGGUCCAUCGCCAUUGUUGCCUUUUCCCAGGUGGUUAUCCCCAUGUUCGGCCCUAUUAUUCUGAUCGCUGAAUGGGCUGCGAAAUUUUGGCGUCGAGUAAAUCUUCUGGCGCACGCUCUGUCGGAUCUGAUCGAAUGCAUCACGCGUGAUAUCACUUUUCGUGGAACUAUUUCAUUGACCCUCGUGACGAUGACGCUAUUUCUUGAGGUUACUCGUUUGUGGGUGUCUGUAUCCGAAAAUUCGCCCUAAUGGAGAUGCAUCUUCUCAUCAAUCAAAUUCUGAUUUCUGUGUAUUUCUAAGAAGACGAGUCCAACGAGGCUUCUUCGUGGGAGUAAUGUAGACAAUCCGACGGCCUAAUGAGCACAUCAUAUAUGUAGGGGUGUUUAUGGCAUGAUCUUGUUUUCCUUGAGCUCUUCAACUUGUCCUGGUAACGAGCAUCGGGAUUUGGUGCGAAAUUUUGCUUAGAUUUAUUUCAGGUGUAGUGAUGGAUUCGGUGGCCUGAAGUGCAUUGCAAGUUCUCAGCAGAGAAAUAUCCACAGCAGAUUUACCAAGCCACCUCAGGGUUGCAUUCCAUUUAAACUUAUGAACAGUGAAAUAUUGAGCAGAAUCGUUCUAUAUCUUUGUCUAGUAUCGAUUAUGCCUUGCAAAUGAGUUCUCAGCUGUUUCUCUCUUCCAUUUAGGUGGGUAAUGUGAAAAGCCCAAGUUUUGAACCUCAACCAAGUGUCAUUAAAUGUCUUUCAGUUGGCAAACAGAAAAAAAGAGAGGACCAUAGCAUGUAGAAUGGAUCACUAUUAAAAGGCUGCGCCAGGGAAAGAAGCAAGGUUAUUUGUUCAUCACUUUUAGAUCUUUCAGACAGCAAUGCAAGUUGUAAUUGAGAAGAAUGCGAUGAAAAUUUUAAUCUCAGGAUGGAUGAAUCAGUCGUUUUCUGUGAAAUCUAAAUUUUGGAUGUAAAAUUUGCUAUGAUUGAAAGGAAUCUUUGCGAUAUAUUUUCAAAUAAACAGGGAAUUUACUUGGAAGUGCUAGCUGGUGUUUAUUCAUUACUAGGAAAAUACACAGACUGACUGGUUAAUUAAAAUGGUUUCUCUUUAGAAAACCUUCUUGAUGUCAAGGAGCAAUGCUUGGCCUGUAAUCACUAUGUUUAUAGGUCUUGGGAAAUGGAAGUCGUUAAUGCAUUUUGAUUCAAUUAAUUUUUUUUGAUGCUCUUGUGGAAAAUUAUGGCUAUGGUAGCACAAAUUUGAUGCUGGAGAUUUGUGUAAUUCGAAUCAAUAUUCAUGCCCAAUUUAUGUCACAUGUAGUUACUAGAGAUUUGUUCACUUUUUCUGUUUCUAGGAAUUAGUCGUACGCACAUUACUUUUUAAAAUGAUGCUCCUAGCACUAGUGGCAUUUCAUUGCAUGAAAAGAAAACCUGCAUUAUGAUGUACAUGAAAUUUUAGAGGGCUACUUUCACAUUUGUAUGAUUUAUUGGAUCUUAUUUCUAGAUAGUUUUAUGUUUUGUUCUUUAUCAUCUCCUGUUUCUAUUUCAGAAUAGGGUAAAUCCUUUCUUUUGCCCUUGGGUGCUUAUAUUUUAGAUGCACUGAGAAAUUUGUUUAGUUUCUUUUCUUCGAAGAUCACUAACAUAUCCAUUCAUUUCAGUUAUUGAGAAUACAUUUAUGCAAUCGACAACUUGGCUGGACUCGCCAAAAGGUAAGGAUGAUAAUAUGUUGGAGUAUGUUGUAUUUAAAUGGGAGUAUAAUAAUAUUGGAUACUUUUCUUGCUAGCAUUUAGUUCUGUGACAAUUUCUAUUAUACUUUUACAGUUAGCUGACGUUUAUAUCUACAGUAUCUACAGUCAAAUUCUGAUUACCAUCAGCAACGUCAGUGUCUAAAAUAUUAUAUAAUGAUUGUUUGAUAGUAGAAAACCAUAGUUCUUUGAUAACAUUCCGAUAUACAUUUGUAAAUUUGUACAUGUAUAGAUAUAUCUAUAGAUAACUAUAUAGAUAUUCCGUUUUAAUGCCAAUGUGGAUAUCCUAUGUGGUGAUAUGAGUGACUGUUAUGCAGUGAUCACUGAAAAGUAUUUUAUUUAUACUGAGUACUUUUUGGUUGAUUGAUAUUUGAAACAAGAGAAGCGUAGGGACUUAAUACUCAGGUUCUAUUUCAUGGUGAACUUAAUUAUAAUUAUGAAAAGUGCAUCUAAUAAACACUUGAAUCAUGUCAACUUUUUAUGUGAUGAACUCCAUGGAUUUGAUGGAAAAGAAGCCAUGUUUGGUGGAAAAUAGGAAAACUAUGCUUCUAUCAACUUUGGACAACAUGACAUGCACAAAUCCUCUUGCUUGUUGAUCUUCCACUGUUAUGUGUAACACAACGGCAUUUAAAGAUGAUCUUUUAUGAUGAACAUUGGUGAUCAACUGAGGUAUGGUUCACUGUACUUCUCAAACGGGAAAGAGAAAAUGAGAUUGAAGAUUUGAAUUAUGAACUACUUUCAAAGUGAGGGUGAUGUAACCAUUGGAAUGUUACCAUCUAUUAUGCAUAUGAAAGUUAACAUAGCAAACUGCCAGUUAGAGUCAUAAAACGUCAUGUUGUUUGCAUGACCAGUGACAUUUGUGAGGCAGUGAUUCUUGUGUCUAACGCGGUUUAGCAUUGUCCUAAACGUAAUCCUUGAACAUAUGUGGAAGAAGGCAUACAGAUUUCAAAAAACACGUAAUGCUUCUAUCAGCUAUAGCUCAAAUCAGUGAUUAAAAUUUCAGCUACUCUUGUUGCUUAAAAUGAUAUUGGUCGGUAUUAAAGAAUGUUAAGCUUGUGGAAUACAAUCAAUAGGGUUUUGGAAUUAGGUGGUAAUGAAGCUCAUGCGGUAUAGUGGUAUAAUGUUGAAAGGCAUUGAAGCAAUAUGAAAUUUGAAACAUUUCUGUCUUUGGUUAAAGAAGAUAGAGAGCCAGAUAUAGAUGCAUCUAUCUUAAAAUAGUAAAAGCCCUCAAUUUUUGUUUGCAUCCUAAAACCAUGGAAUAUGGGAGGCUUGAAGUGAAAAAUAUAUGCGUGAUACAUUUCUUGCACCUGAGCUUCAUAAUAAACUCUUUUAGGAUGGUAUGUUCUUUAACCAGCAUCAUAUUUUCCUGACUGCAGAUAUUUCAUCUGAUGAUUGGCUCAUCCAACAUAGGUAUGGUGCUUUUUUGAUGGAAUAGGUGGAUCUUGGCUUUUUAACUUAGAGCCUGGGGUUAACUAGUUCCUUUUUUUUCGUAUUUUUAACUUGUAUUAAUUUAAAUACACUGUGCCAAAGUAGAAAGGAAAUAAUAAUAUUAUGAAUCGAUUCUUUAGUAUCACUUGUUAAUUGCAUUGAAAUUACAGAAAAUCGUUAUUGGAACCCUUCUGUAUUGAACACUUUCUCUGUGAAAAGAGAUUUCGAGCAUGCUAAUGAAUGGCAUCUUUGCCUCGAAUAAACUUCUUUCUAUCUUUGGUUUGUCUACUAAUUUUUUCUCAAAGAAUCAGACUAGUUACUUGUCAUGAUUGGCCCUAAUAGAAAAUGAAUUGCUUGUAUUUCACCUCUCAGCUGAUUAAUGCUCUCUCCUUACAUGUGCUACAUGCAUAUUGCCCCAUUCUUUAGCCCAUGGAUCUUUUUGCCUCCGUUUUUUCUUUCCUUUAGUAGAUUUUGGGGCACAUCAGAUUAUGUGUGAGGGCAAGUCAUGAAAGAUUAUAGUGAAGCUCUAAUGCCAAGGAUCAAGUGGGGUUGAGGAAUGGACCUGAUACAAUGAUAUAAUCAACAUUGGCUUUAUAGGCUGAUGUUGAUGAACGCUACUCUGAAGUUGAUGGGAGGAGCUGCUUGUUUAACAGCUGGACGAAGGAUAUACUUGAUGAAUAUCUUAUUGAAUUAGUUAGUAUUGGAGAUUUUUUUUGCAGACAGGACACGUUGGUUCAGAAAAUAUAGGACACUAAUAUUCUGAUGAAAAAAACUGUGCAGUCCUAAACAUGGAAGGGAAUACUUAUUUGCUAUUUGGGAAGUGAAGUUAUGGAUAAUAGAAGCAUUACAUUAUGGUUACUAGAUGGCCGAUUAUCAACAUGCACUCUUUUGUGUAUUGAACCUUGACUCUAAGAUGCUGAAUGGGCUGCCCAUUACCAGGUUCAUUUGAAGAUUUAUUUAUGUUUGAAUGUCGGGACCAAUUUCACUUAUAUUUUCCCAUUUAUUGUGUGCGGUUGUCAUUUGAAGGGAAAAAAUCUUAGAGAAAAGUGCGAUCUUCUUAUUGAUCUACAAACAUCGAUUGGAAGCUGGUAAUUAACUUAUACGGAGGCAAUGUUGAAUAAAUAGUUUCUGUUGCUUUGAAAAUAUCUUCUGUAUUGAAUGUGAUGAUGGUGGCGAGUUGUAAGAGAUUGAUGAGACAAAGGAGUUUUCUUCCAAAGGUGUUUUUCUUUGAAAAUAUAUUCUGUAUUGAAUGUGAUAAUGAUGAACAAAGUCGAUGUCUUUUGUUUAAACAGAAACAGUUUGAGACAUUGUGAAAUGAAGUCAGACCAACGUGAGACUUUCUGCUCUGAAUCAGGGUAUUCUAGUAGAGGUGGUCACCUGUUGCUUUGUAUCCUAAGAUACAAACCUGGAUUAUCAAGAAGGAUAAGAUGAAAAGAUCAUCUAAACCGUCACUGGCUGUUGAUGAUGAAAAAUGCAAAGAAUGAAGCCUGUAAUAGAGCAAGCCCUUUGUAAGAGGUUUUUCUAUUGUUGAAAUGACUGGCUUCUUCAGUUAAGCUGGUUCAUGAUGGAGAUUGAUAACAUUGACUCCCAAAUUCACGACAGUUAAGUCUUAAAGUUAUUGAUCAAUAUCAUAAUGGGCGGAGUUCUUGUGCAUGUUGUUAACCUGUGUAAUACAAGUGAUUUUAUCAAAUGAAUGGCGAGCUAAUUGAUUCCUAUAGAUUUUGUCAAGCUAAUUGAUAGGGAAGUGCUUACUGAAGUGUUGUGAUAAACCUCCAUGGUCAAGUAAUUGGUGGGGUAACUAACUUGAGGCUAAAAGAGCUACAGGAGAACAAGGAUGCAUAAGAAACGUGUGACUAGGAGCAAAAUGAUUGCAAGCUCAACUUUGAGUUAGCUGUUCAUUCCAAGGGCGACAGUUUCAACUUCAAUGAUCAGUGUUUGGUUCAGAAGAUUGAUUUAGCCUCACCUUGUCCUGUUAUUUCGGACAAGGUUUUAUUUUUGAGCAUUUGUUGUCAAUCACCUUGACAUACUGGUGUUGUUGUCAGUCAAAAAAUAUUGGGAUGAUGAACAAGCAUUGCCAGGUGUUCUGUGUGGCAUUUCAUCUUUCACCGAGAAAGAUGUAAGGUAGAGUUAAAUGACUACAAUAAAUGACUAAUGAUACUUCCAUAGUCCAAUUUAUUAUUUUUUGUUUUAGGUUUCCUUCUAGAUUGUUUUCCACGCAUUGGAUUGGCCUUGGAUGAGAUGACCUAUCCCAGGCUGAAUUGGAAUCAAAGUUGGCUGAGCUGGGAUCCGAUCUCCAACUAUGUAAAAUCUUCCUACAACACAUUUCAUGUGCAGGGAAGAUUUGAAGUGGGCGUUUGAAUCUGGAUUAUCUUGAUAACUUUGUUUAUUAGUGGGGUUUUGUCUCUUAAGUGGCACGACUUCCUCUAGAGUUUACAGAUACAGAGAGUUUGGUACUAUCUCAAAUUUUCUUAAAUUUGAUAGAGUUUGGUACAGAUACUGAUACAGAUCUGAUAGUGUUUGGUACUAUCAAGCCUCCUUAAAUUUUAGAUGGUCAAGUACUCAUGUCAAUUUGAUUUUGGAUCCUUUAUUUCGUUGGACUGGACUGCCAGCAGAUAAAAACUGUCUUAUAAUCAUUCUACUUAGCUGAUUUAAGUUAGCGCAUUGAUCUCCAAUCAGAUUCACAGGUGAAGGUAGAUGUCAUCCAUUGAAAGUUAAAAAUAGUAGAAUUUUGCUGGACAGAGGCGUGAGACACAGGCACAUGGUGCACAGCAGGUAACGGAUGGGCCUAGAGACCUCACUGGUGGGUUCCACCUUGGGAACUCCGGAAUCACUUUGAUCUUCUGACUUUGAAUUAGAGGAAGAAAUGAGGACAGAAUGAUAGCUUUAGGCUGUGUUGACGAGAUGUACUUAAUAACAUGUAUACCUUACAUGUUUACAUAUAUGUCCUCCUAUACCUUUCAUUUUGUAUUACAUUAGUAUGCCUAGAACCUUCUAAGGAUCUGGUAUAAAUACUGGAUCCCUCUCUCCUCGUAAUUUUUUUUUCUUGAUCAAUAAAUUUUUUACUUCUUCCACGAGUGUUGGGCGCCUAUUAGAGCUCCAGACCGUGUGAUAUCUUGACUACAUGGUACCAGAGCCAUUCUAGGGUUUUAAAGUCUGGUUUUCAGCACCGUCACAGUUGACGUUGCUUUGUCGACAUUCUCUCCAUCGUCUGCUGGAGUUACUGGCACUGUACACUUCCGGCAAGGGAUCUUCUCCUUCACUGUGUCUCUUCCAGAGCGAAUCCAGGUGUGAUUGCUCCAUUUUUUUCUUUCGCACUGAUCUACGGUUCUGUUACAGUUCUUGCACUGUUUUUCUUGUCUCUAUUGAGAUCUGUUCACGAAAUUUGAUAUUUUUGGGAAUUUGGACAUCUUUAAAUGGAGAAUGUGGGAGACAAUUCUUCAUUAUCUGUCGAGGAUCCAACCUCCACAAGGGAAGUUAAUCUUGGUCCAAGUGGCCCAAGAUUACUUGUAGAACUUUGUGCAAUGCCUGUAGAGUUCAAAUUGACUGGAUACAAUUUAAUUCAAUGGUUAGAAUGUUUUCUAGAGGUCUUGACUGGAAGAGGAAUGUUACAUCAUCUGAUUGAAGGGAAACCGGAUCCAUUGUCUUGAGCAUUUCAUAGAUGGAGAGAAGAAGAUGCAUUAAUCAGAACCUGGUUUUGAGGAACAAUGAUUCCUUUCUUUCUAUCUACAGUCAAAGAUUUGUGGGAAACAGUUCACACGAAAUUCUCACAAAGAAACAAUGACGUACAUUUAUAUGAACUUGAGACAAAAUCUAUGUCCACAAUUCAAGGGAAUAAAUCUGUAAUGGAAUAUGCAGGAGAAUUAAAAAAUUUAUGGCAGGAAAUCGAUUAUUAUAUCAGUAUUGAUAUAAAAAAACCUGCAGAAAUUGUUGUCCGAUGACAGUUUAUAAAAUGAAGAAGAGUUUUUAAAUUUUUGACUGGUACUUAAUUCUGAUUUUGAUCAAGUCAGACAACAGAUUUUGAGUCAUGAAAGGAAAUGAGAUUUGGAUGAAGCUAUUUCAAUCAUUUUGAAUGAUGAAAGUCAUCAGAAAUUAAUAUUGUCAGUGCGUGAAAUUGACAAUACUGCAUUUAUGAUUAGACAAGGAGAAAUUAUGAAGAAAGCCUGUCACACUGUGGUAUACAUAUUGCAAGAAAGUUUGUCACGCUAGAGACAUAAGUGAUAAACUACAUGGUAAACCACGAUUUUGGUACUGAAAAAUAUGACAGUCAAGCACAUUUGGUAAUAAGAUUACUGACUAGUUAGCUCUCAAUUCCCAAAUCAAUCAAUAUUCCUCUUCUCCUCAGAUUGAGGAUAUAAAGCGACUUUGAAUUGAGUUAGAAGAACUGAAGUCGACAGUGACAUGGUUCUCAUCAAUUCAGCUUGGUAUGUUUCACCACUCUCUUGGAGUUAAGAGUCUCUUCUAGAGAUAUUUCUAAUAAUUAGAUAGUGGACUCAGGAGCAACAGACCACAUGACUAACUUCUAUAGCCUUUUUACCAAAUACAACCCCUGACCUAGUGACAAAAAGUGACUACUGCAGAUGAAUCUUUUCUAACCAUCAUAGGUAUAUGAGACAUUAGACUUGAACCUCUUAGGUUCUUACUAAUGUUUUUCAUGUCCCUAAGUUAUUUACAAACCUCAUUUUAGUUAAAAAACUUGUUAGAGAGAGACUCACCUUAUUGUAUAUUUUUGAUGAGGAUGUCUAUGUCAUAUUUGAUAAGGUACACUAUCAGAGAAUUGGAGUUACUAACGAGUGUGAAGGUUUCUAUCUGCUAAAAAGAUUGAGCCAAACAUAUAUAGUUAAAGUGGAUCAAUCUCUAGAACUUCUAGGAGAUGUCAUUAAGAUACGGUUACUUCACCAACAGAUAGGUCAUCCAUCUUUUAGCACUUUGAAAAUAGUUUUUCCUACUUUAUUUCGAAAGGUGUCAUUGGACACUCUUAAAUAUAAUGUGUGUGAACUUUCUAAACACACAUACUUCAUUUUAAUCUUAAGGAGAAAUGAGUGAUGUUUCUUUCUUCCUAAUUCAUAGUGACGUUUGGGGACCAUGUCCCAUUAAUAACAUUCAUGGUAGUAAGUGAUUUACCACUUUCAUUGAUGAUUGUACAAGAUGUAUGUGGGUCUUCCUUCUAAAAAAAUCCGAUGUGUGUGAUGUUCUGAAUUUUUUUUGUGCCAUAAUAAAACAUCAGUUUGACACUGGUAUUAAAAAAUUCAGAUUUGAUAAUGCUAAAGAGUAUUUUAGCCAAAAUAUGGAUAUAUACUUCCAAAUAGAGGGCAUUAUAUAUGAAUCUUCCCACGUCUAUACUCUACAGCAUAAUGGUUCAUCUGAAAGAAAAAAUCGUCAUUUUUUAGAAGUCACUUGAUCAGUUUUAUUUCAACAUCAUAUACCUAAAGUUUUUUGGGGGAGGUUGCUCUAACAAUCAUAUACCUCAUCAACUGAUUACUAUUUAGAAACUUAGGUUUCCACAGCCUGUUAGAUUCAUUAGCUGCGUUUUUCUUAGACCAUCAACUUAAAACUAGGCUAGAACCUAAGACAUCUGGUUGUCUCUUUUGUUCAUGUUCAUAAUUAAACCAAAGGCAAACUUGAACCAAGAUCGCUUAAAUGUGUAUUUCUUGGUUAUGUUACCAAUCACAAGGGGUACAAAUGUUACCACCCUUCUAGAAUUUUUUUUAUUUCAUUGGAUGUUACAUUUCAUGAAUCUGAUUCUUAUUUUAAAGAAUCUCCAUCUAGUUAUCAACAUCUAUUUUCUACAGCUCAUAUGGAUCAACAUGUAGAUUCUUCACUCUCGUCUUCAGCUGGUAACUUGUUCAUUCCCAUUUCAGUCCUUGAAAUACCCAGUCUUAUAUUGAAUCUGCUUCUUGAAAGCCUAAGGUUUGGCAAGGUUUAUUCUAGGCGAAGGAAAAUUCAUGAUUCACCAAAAAUCCAAGAUUCUAAUUUGGCCUUAAAAAAUAUACAGCCAUUAACAUCUACCUCAUCUAAUGAUCCUGCAGUCCUACCUCAUGAUUCACUUCCCAUCGCUCUAUGCAAACAUAUAAGAGAGUGUACAAAAAAACCCUUGUACCCAGCUGUCAAUUUCCUAUCUUAUCACAAACUUUCUCCACCCUAUCAAUCAUUCCUUGCAUCCUUAGACAUGACUACCAUUUCAAAAAUCUCUAUGAGGUUCUAUCCAAUCAUGAGUGGACACAAGCCAUGGAUAUUGAGAUGAGAGCUUUUGCGAAAAAUCAGACAUGGGAUCGAGUGGAAUUACCAUGAGAUAAGAAGACUAUUGGUUGCAAAUGAGUGUGCACAAUGAAAUAUAAAUCAGAUGGUUUGAUUGAGAGGUAUAAAGCCUGGCUGGGGACUAAGGGUUAUACACAAUUAUAUGGAAUAGAUUAUCAGGAGACUUUUGCGCCAGUCGCCAAAAUGAAUACAGUCUGGUUUUUACUAUCCUUGGUAGCGAUUUUCAGCUGGAAUAUUCAACAAUUUGAUGUUAAAAAUGCAUUCUUGCAUGAUGAUUUGGUUGAAGAGGUCUACAUGACUCUCCCACCAGGAUAUGAGGGUAAUCUUGUUUGUAAGUUAAAGAAAUCUUUUUAUGGCCUCAAACAGUCUCCACAUGCAUGAAUUACAGCCGGCAUGAAAAAAGUAAAUUACAACCAAAGCAAUGCUGAUCACACACUAUUUUUUAAACACUCUUCUUCAAGGGAAAUUAUGGUUCUAUUGAUUUAUGUUGAUGAUAUUAUCAUCACAGGAAAUGAUGAAGGGGAGAUCCAUAACUUGAGCGAUUGUUUGGCCCAAGAGUUUGAUACUAAGACUUUAGGACGACUCAAAUAUUUUUUAGGAAUUGAAGUGGCACAUUCUUCUAGAGGCAUUUUUAUUUCUCAACGAAAGUACAUAACAGAUUUGUUAGCUGAAACAUGAAAAUCUGCAUGUAGACCAGCCAGUACCUAUUGACCCAAACCUGAAAUUGUGUAUGGCAGGUGAAGAAAUUUCUAUUGACCCGUGAGAUUUAUUAAUGUCUCAUUGGCUGACUACUUUGUCUAAUACAACACUCGAGGAGAUAUCUCAUGUGCAGUGAGUAUAUUGAGCCAAUUUAUACAUCAACCUAAAGAGUCUCAUUUACAUGCUGCCUACAGAGUGCUACAUCAUUUGAAACGCACACCAGGAAAAUGGGUUCUUAUUAAACGAAGUGGAAAGGUAGAGGUUGAGAUGUUUACAGAUGCUGACUAUGCAGGCUCAACGAUUGAUCAAAGGUCAACCUCUGAUCAUCUUACUUUUGUUAGUGGCAACCUUGUCACCUGGAGGAGCAAAAAACAGAAUGUAGUUGCUCAAUUAAGUGCUGAGGCUGAACUCAGGGCACUUGCCCAAGGAAUAUGUGAGUUACUUUCAGUCAAGAACUUACUUGAUGUGCUAAAAAUUCCUUUAUCUAGUCCUAUGAAGAUUUAUUGUGACAAUAAGUCAGCAAUCAAUCUAGUGCACAACCUAGUACAGCAUGACUGUACCAAACAUGUGGAGAUUGAUCACCAUUUCAUCAGAGAAAAACUUGAGGCAAAUGUGAUUUUUAUAUUGUACAUUUCAACAAAUAAUCAGUUGGCAGACAUACUAAAGGCAUCUCGGGUACACAACUGCAGAAGAUUAUUCCUAAGCUGGGAAUGGAUGACAUCCACUCAUAAGCUUGAGGGAGUGUUGUCGAGAUGUAGUUAAUAACAUGUAUACCUUACAUGUUUACAUAUAUGUCCUCCUGUACCUUUCAUUUCGUGUUCAUUUCGUGUUACUUCUUCCACGAGUGCUGGGCGUCUAUCAGAGCUCCAGACCAUGUGUUAUCUCGACUACAGGCUGUAGAUGCAUGAGAGGAAAAGGGAGGUAUUAGAGGGCUGUAUCAAGAACAGAGAAAAGAGAAGUGUAGCAGAGAAGGAAAAUAAAUGUUCUAGAUUGCAUGACGUGGCUGGCAUGCUUUGAGAUUUCAGUAUUCCUUCCCACCUCCUCCCCCUCAACAGGUCUUGAGAAAAUUCUUACGUUAAAAAAAACCAGAUUGGUAAAUUUUGAUUGGAAAUAAUGUAAAUUGUACCCGUAAACCUUUUUCUAUGUUUCAAGAUUUUUCAGUAGUCUGUCCUUAGAUAGGCUGAUUUGGCUAAUCCAGUCUCUACUGGAGAUAAGGCCCCUUCCCUUGUAUACAGUGUUUCCUUUUUCUUUUUUUUUAAUUCGUUGGAGAGCAUAUUCACUUUACAAUGAUAAACCAGAAAAGAGGCAUCUGAUUAUUUGAUGAGUUAUGUUUGGUUCUUCUUUGCUGAUCCUUUUAUAUCUUCAUCUUGAUUAUUGUAAGGUUAACAAAAGUGCUAAUACCCAGUUCGUUAAAAGAAGGAAAAGGGUGGCACUAAAAUCUCGGGAACAGUUUCUCAUAUAUUGUCUUCUGAUCAAGUUAAUAUAGGAAUAACUUCCUGCUGGUCAUACGCGGUUCCAUUAGAGAAUCGCUCCAACAUUCAAGCUACAGUCGCUAAAAUAAGUAAUGUUAGAGCUGCAUAUUUUUAUUCAUCUUUUUCUUUGGUAUAAUUUUGGUAUGUAUUUGUCAGUAUUUUCUCUAAGGAUAAAAGAUGACUAUAAGCAGUGCUUAUUGCUAGAAAUUUCCACAUUGUAACUUUCAUGUUACUUGUGUUUAAUUGGAAGGAGGAUUAUGAUGAUUAUGUGCUAUUUUGUUGUCAGGUUUCCUACUAUAUUUCACAUCCACUCUUUUAGCUACAUGCAAUGGAUGGCCGUGUUGGUCUCAUGGAUGUGGUUUUAUCCUUAUAGGUAUGUACCUGGAGUUCUGUGAUCCUCUUCUAUUUCAGUUAUGUUUGCCAAAAGUAUAAUAUUAAAACGCAUCCUUACCAUACGUUUUUGUCUUGCAGCUUGUCCACAAAUUUUGUUUCUAGCAUCCUUCCUUUUGCUACUCUCAUUCUGGUAAUAAUUCAUCUGCUACUCAGUAUGAUGCAUGUUCCGGCAUAAACUUUAUAAUACUUUGCAUGCAUUUCUCAUGUAUUUAUGUCAGCUUGUUAUCUGAUUUCUUCGGCAAUUGCCUUUAUUUUCAUGUAUAUUUAGUUUGCCUACUAUUUCGUCUGUAAAUGUUUUUCAGAUGAGAUGGAAUAAGACAGAAUCUUGGCUGACUUAAUUGGAGCUAUCUUUUUAAAAUAAAGAAUCGUGAUUCUGAUGGAAGCGAAGAGAGUUUUCUAUUUCUAUAGUUAGUAACCAUAAUGGUUUUAGCUGUAAAAAAUUAACAUUUAUUCUGAAAGAAUAUACACUUGUUUUAAUAGGUGCAGGAACAUAAAUUAAUCGGUACUGAGCUAGGGAAAUAAUCCUGCAUAGCAGUCCAGUGAAAGUAAAUGGUGACAGUUUAUGGAUUAUCUCCUUUUCUUUUUGUGUGAUGGCUUUUAGUUGGGUAACUUUAUCUGAUGGAAUCUUGGACACAUUUGAUAAUGUAUCUGAUAUGGCGUUUAGUUGCGUUUUUAUAUUUUGAUUUAUGCUUUAUUUUGUCUGUAGCAUAAUUUGAUUAUAUGAUGUUAUCCUUCUUGAUUAACGCUUAUAUACCUUGAAAAAACUAGAGCCUUGUUGCCAGGACAGGGAAGAGAUUAUAUGAUGUUAUCCUUAUUGUUUUCAGUGUAGCAUCUUCGGAUUUGUUGAUAGCUAUAUAUGUCGGGUUGCCUAUCCUUCAUAAGUAGAAUUAUGAUGGGAUCCUAGGACAGCGGCACGAAACAGAGAGGAAUCAGUAGAGAUAACUCAGGAAAUAGAGGCGAAAAUCAGAACUGAAAUAGAGAAGAAAGGAAAUAGAGGAGGAUUUCCAGAGGAAACCCUAGAACAUGAUCGAGGGUGAGUUCGAGACUUCCCCCUCCCUGCUCUCCCACUGAUUUCUUCCAAAAGUGCCCCCAUAGUAACGACCCCUCAGGAUCCUUGUACCCAUCCCCUUAGUGGGCCCUUGGCCUAACUACCCUUGACCCUCCUGUAUCCUACCCUUCCCUUUUUGGCAUAAGUCGCCCAGAUAAUUAGCCUGGUAUUUGGCCCAGCAGUACCAGGUCUAACAAAUUAAUUCUUACUUGUGCUUGUAUGUUAGAUGCUUUGAGAUCAAGCAGUCUGAAGGUCUCUGAAGAUACAUAUAUGAUGAUAGAGGAAACUAUUUUAGUUGUCUGGUCGAGGAUCUUACUAGACCCUGAAGGUGCGUAUGUAAAGGAAAUGAGGAUUUUUCUUUUCUGAUUGCAAGAUGGGUGUACCUUUUUGGAAUUGGAAGGAUAGUAUGUUCCAGGUCUUUUUGUUUUUGUUUCGUUUUUGGGCUGGAGUAGCUUAGGCCUUUUUUGAGAGAAAUCGGUCCAAACUAAUUAUUCUACAUAAACUUUCUUAGAUUUAAGCAUUACAUGCAACAAUGCUGAAAAACUUUGGUUUGCAGUUAAAUAAAGUUCAUGCUUCCCCUUUUCAGUUUUUUAGCAAUUUUUUGCAGGGUGGACCUCUGUCAUCAGGCUAGUGAUGAAGAUGAUGAAGAAUAUGAUAGCUCCACUGAAGCUUUGUUGGAAAAGACAGAAAACGAAGCAGGUUCUUCACAUGUGGAUACACGACGCAGAUUUUGUUCAUUCUGUUCAAGUCAUAUUGGAAACCGUCAAAAGUUCGUAAUCCUGGUAUACGACAGAAGUGUUUAUUCGUUGAAAUUUGUGCUGAGCAUCUUCAUUGGAGAGCAUAAUUGGUGUUCUACUUAACGUUAGUUGUACUGUUGUUGUAGGUAAUUGUGCUGACAUUUCUUUUCAUGAUUGCAUUUGCAAUGCUUAUCUGGUUUGGGAAAGGCAAAAACCCUAUUGACUCCUCACUUAUGGCUAGGGUAAGAAGUUAUUUUCCAACAUGUGGUUAACACCUUUUUAUACUGCAAAUUGAAGGAUGAAGAAAGACGUAAUGUCAGUUUUUCUUUGAACCUUUGAGUUUCGUGUACCCAAUAAUUUUGUCAGUUUUCUAUGAUCCAAUUGUAUUACAUUUCGUAACAUAUUUUCCUGUGAACAUAUACGGUUUUAUAAAUCCUAGGAAGCAAUCAAUAUGGAACUCAGGUUCUGGCUUUGCUGGAAACUUUUGGUACAGAUCAUAAUAAAAGGCCAUAUGUUUCUGUGUUAAUUUGUGAAAUAGGUGAUGGUCUUUCUUCCCAUCUGAACUGUUCCCUCACGUACGUCUAUUUAUCAUUCAAGCAUAUGUCCAUUUUUGAUAUUUUCCGUUCUAUAAAGUUUGUUUAAUUCGCAUACACUUUCUUCUUAUUUGUGCAUCAUCUAUCUUAUUUCUGUUUCUGUUAUAAGUUUUUGUCUAGAUAUUUUAUGAUGCAACCAUGGCUGCUGUAUGAAUAUGAAUACAAGAAUCUAAUAAUGAAUGCCAAAUGCACCUUUAUGUUACGCCAGUUUUGCUGAAUGUGUCAUGCAUCAUAAAAUUUUUGAGUAGAAAAUCAUUACCUAAUAUUCGUAUGAAACCUUUUCUUGUAGAUGGUUUCUGUUCAAAUGGUUUUAAACUAUCUUUUAAUUAUUCCAAGCUCAUACUAUCUAUUAGACCAGAUUUCUUCCAGGUUAUAUCAGUGACCCUGAGUGUACUGAAUUCCAUAGUUGAUCAAGGGCUCUUUAAUCCGUGUCAAAAUAUGUUGGUUCGGUAGGAACUAGGUUUAGGUGAUUUUUGAGUUGUUAAAUGAUGUCCUUGAAUCCUCAAACAUUCAUCUGCAAUAUUGCGUUAUGAGUUAUUUAGCGUUUGUCAUAUGUAUUUGCUUUGACAUUUCAAUCUUAUCUAUUUGAUGUAUCAUUUCUGAGUUUGGUUGCUUUGUAACUUUCUUAUACAGGUCUAUCUAGAUAUCUUUUCCGUAGCAAUUUUUACACUAGGCGGGGCUUUGGCUUGCUAUGGUAAGGAAAGAUAUACUCACAAGGGUGUAAAAAGCACCUAAAUAUCCUUCAAUAAAUGAAACUUUCUGUAGAAAAAAAAAACUGCAUUUACCUCAAUAUCUCUUUUCUGUACUUUUGUUUUCAUGCAUCAUUAUUGCAACACUCCUGAAAUUGUCUAAAGCCUGACGGGUUCUAGCCUAAAAUCGUCUGAUCUUUGCUACUUUUGGGGGAAAAUUGUAGACGACCGAAACUAAUAUCCAGCUGACAGUAGGAGACGCCUUGCUUGAGAGGGCUUCUUAGAGGUUUCUUCUGAAGGUAGAAAAUCCACUAGUACAACAAAAUUCACAGUUACGUCAAGAAUUUAGUUCAAUGGCCAAGGGUAAUAUGCAACCAUUAAAUCCAUCGCAUAAAAUUGCAAAACUCGUAGAGUCUUCUAACCCAGGACCUUGGUCUUAGUGCAAUACCUCUGGUCAUUUGGUUGAGUUCAAUCCCUAUCAAAUUCAGGGAGAUAACUACUUUUUAAGUGUAUUAGAAGGAUUUUAUUGCAUAUGUUUUGGAUCAGAGUAUACCUGCAACAGAAGACUUAUAAUCAGAUUGUUAUUUUUUAAGAAAAGAGUUUCCUAGCCUAAUUUGAGAAAUAUAUUUUUAAUACAGAUUUUUUAAUAUUUUAGUGUUAAGCUUAAGAUUAUAACUAGAAUAGGCUCGGGUUCUAUGGAAAGAGUGUCCUGGCUUAAUGAGAACUCUCCUUUAGAAGCCCUGAUGGCAGUCAUCUAGGCUGAUUUCCCCACCAUGGAUGACUCUUCUACCAGGGUGUAUGUUCUUAAGCAACAUAAAUUUAGAAACACAUAAAUAGGGCGAUUUUUUGUUCUUGGAAGCCCUAAUGUAACAAUUCAUUACCUUAGCUUGUGAUGUUUUUAAAUUUCCAAAUCAACAGCUUGUUCCCAUGAAUUGCUAUCCAUUUAUUUUCUAGUUCUAUAAAUUUACUCUAUCAAAGACUACCUUUGAUAGUGAAUGAUAUACACAAUGAAUCUAUGCGGUUUUUGUUUUUCCCUUAGAUGUAAAGCAUUCUUCUUCUUGAAUUGUGUGGUAAUCUGUAUUUAAAUUUUGUUUAUAUCCCACAUAGGAGGACUACUUUUCUCAAAAAUGAGCAAAGUACGGUCUGAAAUGGCUUCAACAGAAAUGUGGAAGGUAUCUUUUUAUUAUCCUUGAUAAUGAUAUUUUCCAGUUAAAAAUUAAAUAUUUCCAUGUAAAGGUAUUUCCAAUUGAAAGCUUAUGGGAAUUACAGGUUUGUAAAUAUUUCUCAGUAUGUUUUCUUUAAUUUGACACUAUGUGCAUCUUAGUCACCACCCGUUUCACUCGUUUCUUAGCUUGGCUUAGGUCAUUUAUUGUGGUUUGUGUAAUAUCUUUUCCAUCAACAGGUUGCCAGUUUGGCUGCUGUGACUCUCGUAUGUUUUACGUCAAGUGCGCUAAUAGCUCUCAUUUCUAAUGUUCCUGUAAGUUUCUCUUCUGCAUUUUGUUAUUUAAUUUCAGUUAAACGUAACAUUUCUGAUUUGGUUUAACUCUUCAUUUCUUGCUGUAGGUUCUCUAUGACUACAAACCAGAUGCAUAUAAAAGAAGCACCCCGAUUCCAUUAUUUCUAUAUUAUUUUUUUGGUAAGUUUACAUACUUUCAUUGACGCUAUGUUAGCAUCUUGCUGUCGGGUUGUGCCUAAAUAUGAGAAUGUUCAGUGUGUAUAAUGCUUCAGCUGUAUUACCACUAUACGUGGUCAAUAUUUACUCUUUGCUCUAUGUUCCAUUGCAUAUUACAUGAAUGCAUUCGCACACAAAUUUAUCUUUGUUGUGAACAGUGGCACGAACCUUAGGAGGAUAUGCAGAUAAAAAGCUCAAACUCGUAUUCACAUCAUAGAUGACUGUCAUAUACAAGUAUCAGGGCCAGAAAACAAGGAAAAUGCCUUACACAUGGGAAAUCAGCAAACUAGCGAACGAACCAACAAACUAGGAAAUGGUCCAACUAAGAUCUGAACUCCUGAUUAUAUCUUCUUCCCCAUAACCGUCCCAAGGGAAUUUGAAAUUGUAUUGGAGCUUGGGUCUCUUCUGUCUUUUGACAGAAUAUGGCGUGUUAUAAUUCUAUUCUUUGAUCAGGUUCAUGAUAUUGCUCCAAAGAGUUACGUGAUAGGAAGAGCUUUGGACUUCGCUGGCCCUUUUUUGUAGAUUGUUAUGGUUAAACGUUCCUGCUAUCCUCUGUGCUACGGAUGCUCUGACGUUGAGAGUCCCAAGAAGGCUUGACGGCACUGCUAUACUUGGGUAUCUACAAGAGUCACAGCAGCCGUUGAGCACUCAAGCAGGUUUCUAGCUGGAAUAACAUAUAAUCUCCAUUGAACAUGAUAAAUUCUAUGUAUUUUUGGGUCACCGUGGUUUCUUCCAGGAUUGGACAGUUAAAAUAAAAUCCUAUCAUUACUCUCUCGUACUCUUCAUCCUGCAUACUCCUUUUAUCUCGAUCUGCCAAUGACCUCCAUUUUCUGUUAACAUAGGUUUUGGUGAUCAUCUUGGUCCUUCCUAAACUUGCACGCAUUAUUUCCUCUUGUCGCCUUUUGUUGCUUCCCAGCUUUUAUUUUCCACCAUCUCUGUCAUUGCUCUACCUCGUCGUAAGUCUUUUAGAAGUAUGGGCUUCUUAGAUAUGUACGCACCCCUGCUAAAGCUUUAGUUGCACAUAUCCUUGUACAUCAUCCUGUAGAGUUUGUACUGCUGUCUGCCUUUUCUUCUACUGGCUUCUGUUGGACGGUCUCUGGUUGUCAUUCACAAGUAGCAUUCUGCUUGCCUUUGCUCUUUAUUAUGUGGACCAAAAAAAUACUAAAAAGCAACUCCCCAUGAUCUGCUUUCCCUCGUCUCCUCUGAAAAUGGUAUUCCUUGUUGACCUCCCUGAUCCUUGUUGACCUCUUCCUCUCUCUCCCAGGGUCAACGCUGCCCUCAGUGUUCGUGCUCUGGAUAAUGCGAGAGAUGCCUCGGCAGGUAAUUGAUAGAGAGACCAGGUCAAGAGUGGUGACUUUUGUCAGGGAGAGGUCGUCUUCAAAGCAUCACCCACAACCCUGGACUAGUGCCACGACGUCCACAAACCAGGUCCGGUCCAUCGCCACUAGAACACUGAAGAUCCAUUUGGGAGUCGCUGAAAGGAUUCUGGCUGAGCGUAUCAAUCCUCGCAUGUUUGUGAACUUGUCCUCUGCAGGCCUCCAGAGCAAGCCCCAUAUGA